AUGAAUAGCUCAAAAAUUUGCGAUUGUGUCACAGAGGCGAAAGUUCCUCUCAGUGAUACAGAACUACCAGCGUCCGAAAAUGAAGACCUGGAAAAAAUUGAUGCAGACGAACUCGUCGAAGACACUCCUGUAUCACACAAGAUAAUUUGGGAAAAAAUUGACGCAGAUUUUAAUGCGCAAAGAUCCGAGAUCGAAGAGUACAGAGCAUUGAAACAUUCCUCUUGCGAUGUACCCUCCAAUCCAUCGGUACAAUUUUUGGAAGACCACAUAUUCCCAUUCUUGAAAGGCAUACUAGUAGAUACUCUGAAUAAAGCUAAAGAAUUGGAUUGUGUGAAGCACCAAAAAAGUACAUUUAACGCCCUUGAUUUCAUUGCAGAACAGCUCUAUAAUGUAAACCCCCAUCAUUUAGAGAGAAACAACCCUCGGGUGUACAUUUUCGAUAUGCCUUGGGUUGUACAGUGGCUUGGCGAUAAUCCUAGACCAUAUUUUCCACUGUCAUGGGUAUGGAGCAGAAUUUACGCCGCUACAAAAAUACAGGCAUACAUGCGAGGGCACUGGACAAGGUCCAGGAGGGAUGUGCAAGAAAUGAGACAAUUUUGGAAGAUUAUACGCGAAGAAAACAAACUAAAAACAAUAAAUAUUUUGCAAAGUUAA
This is a messenger RNA of Photinus pyralis (common eastern firefly), 654 nucleotides long. Its product is annotated as IQ domain-containing protein K-like. Lineage: Eukaryota; Metazoa; Arthropoda; Insecta; Coleoptera; Lampyridae. The record is from RefSeq and is a predicted model, not a curated record. Gene Ontology annotation, molecular function: protein binding. The transcript has 5 exons. Bases 1 to 654 code for a protein of 217 amino acids.